UUACCGAUUUAUAUCAAGUUUUAUUGGUAGGAAUAGCAGAUGAUUGUGAACGAGUGUUGGUAGGAAUAGCAGGAGAAGAUGAUGAUUGUAAACGGGUUGUAUUGGUAGAAAUAUCAGAAGAAGAUAGGUUGGAAGGUUUAGCAGUAGGUAAAUUAUUGUCAGAAGGUGGUAAGUUGGAAGUGUUAUCGCAACAGGAAUAUAACCCAAUACCUAAGAUACAAGCUUCCUGGUACAAAGAUCUUGACAGUACAAUUACUAUAGAUGAGCUGCAUAUAGCUAUAAAAGAA
Racocetra persica is the source of this 287-nucleotide messenger RNA. The record is from the annotation of a GenBank genome assembly. NCBI's taxonomy places the organism in Eukaryota, Fungi, Glomeromycota, Glomeromycetes, Diversisporales, Gigasporaceae.